AUGGUUCCGGUUUUAACAAAUUCCGAGGUGUGAAAGUUUCCCGCGAGAAUUUCCAUUUUUUUGAAUGCCAAAACAAUAUUUGCGAUGCUAACAUGAUGGAAGAGAAUCGACAGAUUGUAAACCGCUGGAUUUUAGAGUUUACGCUUUCGAUGAUAUGGAAGGAUUUUGUGGAGUACGGAACCGUUGACCGCAUGAAUAACAGGGAUCUCAUACAAUGGAUUGUUGCUCAGAAGUUGUUUGAGGAAGAGAAGGACCUACGACAGAUCUACAUCCUGUCCCUGAUCUGUCGCCUGGUGGACGGCGAGGUGUACGAGAUGAAGUACACAGAAGACAGCAAGCUGACCGUCCUGGAGGAUGCUGCGGACGUUCUGAAGAUCUUGCUGACAGAUAUGGAGGAGCCUCUCCUAAAGGAAGGUCGGGAUCUAUUGGAUGAACUCAAACUUCAGGCGGUGUAUGUUUGCUGUAGGGAUGACAAUUUUGAAGCAGCAGAAGAGGUUUACAAUCGUCAGUUUUCAUCCAGCACUGUCGAACAAGCGAGAACACGAUCAGAAAACAAAGAGAACAACCAAGAAAUCCUGAAGCUACUAAAAUCCCAAAACCCCCAACACAGCACACUGAAUUCACAGAAAUACCAGCUCUUCUUAUCCAGAGCACAGAAGUUUCUGCAACAGUUCAUUAAAGCAGAGGAACCAGUAUUAUUACAGAUGGCAGAAAGACAAUGGAAACCAGAGAGAACAGAACUGAGGCCGGACAAAUAUCAGGACAAACGAGUUAAUCUAGGGACAUUAAUGAAAGUGCAAAGAAAUAUUGGUGUACCAGAGGACAGUCCUUGGCCAAAUUUCAUGGAACACAGGGACUUGAAAGAGCAUGUGCAGAAGGUGAAUGCAGAAAAAGGAAAACACACAGACACCAAUGUGAAUGCAGAUUCAGUAUCUCCAAGGAAGAGUUCAAGUCCUAAAAAGAGGAAACUCUCAGAGAGCUCACAUUCUCAGGAUAUCAGCUAUAAGUCACUAGGAACAAGGAUCUAUGAAAAACAUCACUUAAGCCCCAGUACGGUACUGAAUGCUGAUAUUCCUAAGUUAAAUGUUUGGCACAGAGAGCAGUCCCGACAAACGACAGGGGUUCCAAGCUCACCACCGAAACGACACCCCUGGCUCGAUGCUGAGGUAAAUGAUUUCUAUCGCUGCGUACAGAUACACGGUGUAGGAAAUUGGAAUAAGAUUAAAGAUGCCAUGAAUACCAGUAGAAGCAAUGUUCACCUCAAGGACAAAUGGAGAACCAUAAUGAAAUCACGGGAGAUAGACAGACUGAGGAGGAAAUUCGGACCAGUGAAAAUAUAAAAAAUUACAUUUGUACAUUGUAUCAUUCUUAAAGUAGUAGUGUCUGUUUUAAGCUCACCUGAGCACAACAAGGCUUUAGUAAGCUACUCAGGCUCCAUGACCAUAGACUGAAAAGUAUAGACUCGAGUCAGUUCACAUGUAAACCCUGAGUUUGUUGAAAUUACACAAAUUCUUUAUUUUAUUAUACUUUUGAGAUUCUGAAUCAUAUCAAAUUCUAAUCUCAAAAUGAAUUUUAUUGAUAAAAGUAUCAAUCUUUUAUGGAUUGAAUUGAUUUGAAAUUUUAAUUUGAGUUUAUCUCAGUUUACAGUCAUGGUGCCACAUCACAGUCCAUCGCCAUCAUCGCAGUAUCGUAAUCUUUUCAUAUUUUCAACCUCUCCCUGGAGAUUGAUAGUCCAAUUUUAACCAAGCUUAAAACAAAGCAUUGUUUGGUAAAGAGUGUUGAAGUUUGUUCAAAUGAUUCUAUGGGAUGAUGAUAAGAAAACACAAAAAUUGUUUAGUGUGUCACAUUUUUUUUCAUUUCUGAAGAAUCACUAUGACAAAAGUUAAAACUUGUGUAAUGAAGAUUGAAGUUCAAACCUCCCUGUAGAACUGUGGCUCUCACCCGGGGAGGGGGGGGGGGGUUGUCCCAAAUUUUUGCUUUCCUAUGGAACUACAUGCAGUCAGUUCAUACCACAAGCCCCGGGCAACAAUGGAUGUUCAUUUCAAGGUGACCGUUAAGGCCCAUAUAGGUCUCUAGUCAUAUUUUAUGAAGGCAUAUAGGCAAUAAUCCACCUGUGUAGAUUAAUGUGUUUAUUCUAUUGCUCCCUGGGGCGAUGGCAGGGGCCACAAUAGGGCUUCAAAGAUGGACAAACAUCUCGAAAUAUAUUAGGAAAUUCUUUAAAAAUCUUUGUUGUAAGAACCAAAUUAAUACAAAAUUUUCUGAAUAAAAAGUGAUGAGGACAAGUUGUGAAGCUACAUGUAAUAUGUAAGCACUCACAUAUACUGUAGAUUCCUAAAUAUACGCAAAGAAUUUAUGAUCAUGUAAUUUCAUGAGAGGCGUCACUCGCGAAAUAAAAUUUAAUUUUCUGUAGUUAGAAUACAUGUAAGAACAGAUGACACAUGAAUUCAUGUUCACGCGAUUUGAGGUAUACGAGUCAUUUUGCCAUAUUAAAUACUUGUGUAAAAUGAGGAGUCUACAAUAAAAUUUGCAUGUACAUAAGUUAAAAGUCCUUUGAUCAGGUAGUCCAAAAUUUUACAAUGGAGUUAUAAAAAAAAAAAUUCUCAGUCAACAAAAGUACUAUAUUUAUCAAAUGAUUUUGAGCAGGCAUACUCGUGUAAUGUUGAUUCAAGUUUGUUCAAAUCGUUACCAAGGGCCGGGGUGGGUUGAGAAGUUUUUACAUAAUCAUUAUGUAUGGAAAAAAUGUAAAUCAUAUCCUCAGGACCCAGGAUAUUUUCAUUUAUUUUGAAAACCACAAAGAUACCCUUAAUAUUAAGGUAGAUCGAUCCUCAUGUGAUGUCAUAGGUUUUUACAAAAAAGAUUUUAAUUAUUAAAUUAAACUUUGCUCAUGAUAGAAAUAUGCCUUUCAAAAACAUUUAAUUCACUGGAUAAAGUUAAAAAUUUGUAAAUUGUUGAUAGUGAAAAAGUUUUAUAUUUUCUACAGAUAAUCAAUAAAAUGUUGUCAAUGACAAUAACUCCAAGACUGGUAUUUCCUCUAUUGUAUGUUUAUCAUACAGUGAUUUACUUAAUAUCCAAUUGAAUUAUUCAUAUUUAUAAAUUAGCAGUUUUUCUAAACAGUUGGCAUCAAAAAUUUGUCAUUUUAACAAGUUUUUAUCUAUUUUUAUUAUUCUGUUUUACGUGUGAUUUUCUGAUGUUUACCUCUACUUCUGAUUAUACCCCCCGCAACAAGUUGUGGGGGGGGUAUACUGGAAUCGGGCUGUCCGUCCGUCCGUCCGUCUGUAGACGCAAUGGUUUCCGGGCUCUAAAGCAUUAUCCUUUCCACCUACCGUCACCAUAUCAUACAUAUGGACUACCCAUGGGAUGAAGAUGUUCCCUAUCGAUUUUGGGGUCAAAAGGUCAAAGGUCACGCGCACUGGACAUCGAAGUAGCAAUAUGGUUUCCGGGCUCUAAAGCGUUAUCCUUUCCACCUACCGUCACCAUAUCAUACAUAUGGACUACUCAUGGGAUGAAGAUGUUCCCUAUCGAUUUUGGGGUCAAAAGGUCAAAGGUCACGCGCACUGGACAUCGAAGUAGCAAUAUAGUUCGGUUUGUCAUGCCAUUUGUUUUUUACACUCAGAAAAGAGGUAGUUUAUACCUAUUACCAACACCCUUUGGGAGAUUGGGGUAAGCGGGGGGUAUUCUUAGUGAGCAUUGCUCACAGUACCUCUUGUUUUGUCUGACAUCAUUAAAAAGGUUGCUACAUACAAAUUUUCUUUGGUUACUUAAUUAAAUUAAACUGAAUGGAAAUUAAUAGUUUUUCCACUUUCAACCAUUGAUAUUGAUAAGUCACAUGAGGAUGGAGCUACCUUAAUAAUUAUCACUCAAAUUUGAAUGAUGAUGGUCUGGACUAGAAUUUAUUUAAUGUACUACUAGAGACCUAUAGAUCUUUGUGAAUCUUUACAAAAGUAAUAGGAUAAAAAUGCUUAAUCAAAGGUUGUAUUUUAUCUUAACGAAUAUUUGAAAUUAGUAUGGCAUUUGUACAACUAUUAUGUUAGCUUUCAAUAAAUGAUAUUCAAUUUC
This is a messenger RNA of Ostrea edulis (European flat oyster), 4056 nucleotides long. Its product is annotated as telomeric repeat-binding factor 1-like. Lineage: Eukaryota; Metazoa; Mollusca; Bivalvia; Ostreida; Ostreidae. Bases 93 to 1340 code for a protein of 415 amino acids. Gene Ontology annotation, molecular function: telomeric repeat DNA binding; protein homodimerization activity. Gene Ontology annotation, cellular component: chromosome, telomeric region; nucleus. The record is from RefSeq and is a predicted model, not a curated record. The transcript is spliced from 9 exons. Gene Ontology annotation, biological process: protection from non-homologous end joining at telomere.